AGGAGGAGAAUAUUCCAUCCUGCUGGUGAUGAAUUGCUGCUGCGGAAAUCGUGGAGACCAAGGACACCUAUCAAGAAGAUUUCAUCCAGUAUUUAAAGGAGAAGAAGGUGAAGGGAGAAUCUUCUUUCUCCUGACAAAAUUAGUUUGGCAGAAUUUCUGUAAGGGAGCUGAUAAUUUCUCCUGGGGCUGUGACAACCAUUUCUUUUUUCUCCUUCUUUCUUUACAAUUUAUGUUACUGUGAGAGCUGGGUCAUUUGAAGGGAAGAGAGCUUGUACUCUGUUUCUGUAAUUGAUAAACUAAGACAAGCCUUCAGCUCUUAUUUUCAAAUUCUGUUUCUUAUCUUUUCUACGCUUGUGUGAGAUAUUGUUCCUUCACUCUACCACAUUCAUAUCAAUUAGGUAAGUUCAAACCUGUUAGUAGUACAUUUUAUGGCUUCAAUUGCACAUGUAGCACCAACGACUACAUCAUAUUUCCCAGAAUAUGAAAUAACAUCAUUGUAAGAACCAGUUGCAACAGCACUGUCCUCUAGCUCAGAUCCAUCCCUGCAAAAGGAAAGCAAGGCCAGAAGUUGAGCAUUUGACAUGCAGCUUCUCGAAGAAGAAACUCAAUGGAAACAAAUGCAGCAGCAACCAGGCACACGUGCCUGAAGCUUGAAAUCCCCACAGCUCCAUCCGAACCAAUUUUCAUCAAGGGCACAUGGUUCGAUUCUCACUUUCAUCUCACCAUCACCGACGGCCUCAAUGCUUGGGUUUGCGAUGCGUCGGAAGAGCAGGUGAAAGAGAGAGCGUCUCAGUGGGAUCAGCCGGUGUCUGAAUACAUCCAUUCGGCCGAGCAAUAUUUAGGGUUUCAACAGCCUAAUUCCGUUUAUCAGUUCACCGAUGCUAGUGAUGGCCAUAAACGAUUGUCGUGGACAUUUGAAAAGGAAGGCACUAAGCUAGAGUGGAGAUGGAAAUGCUUGCCAUCAUCUGAUAAUAAGAAGAUUACUGGUGGAAUCUUGGACUUUCUCAUGGAUGCAAAUAUAAGCCUAAGUGAAGAAGUUGUCAGAAAGACUCAAUCAUUUGAGCGGCUGAAGGAGGAAGCCGAGAGGUGUUUGACACAAAGUGAGAAAUUCAACAAUGAGAAGAUGGAAUUUGAAUCUGCAAUAUAUGCAAAGUUUCUUGGGGUUUUGAAUUCAAAGAAACGAAAACUUAGAGAGCUUCGAGAUCAGCUCUCAGAAAAGGAAACUUCAGGAAAAUUGCCAGUGGAAGAAGAAGAGUCCUCGGAUGAAACCAAGAGUUUUGAUGAAGGCAGUGAUGAUGCAAAAAGUGAGGAAAAACCUCCAGAGGAAAUUACAGGCACAUCAAAGGAUGUAAAAUCAAGUAGGGGCCGUGGUAGAAAGGGGAUUACACACAAGUAGAAGUAGAAUUUCACAGGAGUUUUUUACUCCAGCUUGUUAGCUUGCAAAAAAGUUUGGGGAUAAAGAAAGAUUUAUAGGGAAUAGAAACUUGGGAUGGAAUAUAUUUUUUUCCCCCUUCCUAUAGCUAUGGUUUUACGUUGACUUUUUGGUUUAGGCUUAUUAGUGUUUUAUGCUAUCUGACAAGAUUCAGUUGGUAUAUUAGAAGGUGAAAUUAUAGAAUAGGACCAAUGUAUACACUAGUAUGCGUUAAAGCCUCAUAAUAGAAGUUUCAACAUUCAACAGUUGAAGCAAUGCAGUAUUAAUUGCCCAAGGCACUGAGAUUUGAACAUAAGCGUAAUUAUUCACUCUGAAGUUUAUUUAUGCCAAUGAAUUGCAGCA
This is a messenger RNA of Manihot esculenta (cassava), 1774 nucleotides long. Its product is annotated as DNA repair protein XRCC4. The record is from RefSeq and is a predicted model, not a curated record. The transcript is spliced from 6 exons. Bases 608 to 1396 code for a protein of 262 amino acids. Lineage: Eukaryota; Viridiplantae; Streptophyta; Magnoliopsida; Malpighiales; Euphorbiaceae. Gene Ontology annotation, cellular component: nucleus; DNA ligase IV complex; DNA-dependent protein kinase-DNA ligase 4 complex. Gene Ontology annotation, biological process: positive regulation of ligase activity; double-strand break repair via nonhomologous end joining; response to X-ray. Gene Ontology annotation, molecular function: DNA binding.